Messenger RNA from Juglans microcarpa x Juglans regia, 819 nucleotides. RefSeq lists its product as uncharacterized. Bases 1 to 819 code for a protein of 272 amino acids. The record is from RefSeq and is a predicted model, not a curated record. Gene Ontology annotation, molecular function: RNA-DNA hybrid ribonuclease activity; nucleic acid binding. The transcript has 2 exons. Lineage: Eukaryota; Viridiplantae; Streptophyta; Magnoliopsida; Fagales; Juglandaceae.
AUGGGGCUACAAAAGCUUUGGAAGGACCUAUGGAAUCUAAAACUCCCAACUAAGAUCAAGAUAUUUGCAUGGAAAGCCUGCAAAGAAAGCCUGCCAACCAAGCACAAUUUGGUGCAAAGAAAGUAUGGUGACCUUGUUGGUUACAUAAGUGGCUUACAGCAGAAAGACCAGCUGGAGGUAUUCUUUUUGAUCUCAUGGAGCUAUUGGCAUAGGCGCAACUUAGCAACCUUUGAAGAAAAGUGUAUCCACAUUGAUCAAACAAUAGCUCAUGCCCUGGCUGUCCAGCAUGUCUAUAAGGCAACCCAUGGCCAACCACUAAAGAAUGUGAGACACCAUUGCAGAUGGGGGUUUCCCCCUCUAGGAGUCUUCAAAUUAAAUGUAGAUGGGGCUAUCUUUCAGAAUCAACAUAGUGCUGGAAUUGGGGUUGUUUUAAGAGAUUGUAAGGGAGAGGUUCUUAUGGCAGCCAGCAAAAAGGAACCAGCAAUCAGGGAUGCAACAAGUAUUGAAAGGCUUGCAAUUUUUAGGGGUUUACAGCUGACAGCUCAUUUGGGUAUCAAACACCUUAUUAUAGAAAGUGAUGCCUUAACCUUAGUACAGGAAUUGCAAAAGCCAGAACCCUCGAUGACUUUGGUAGGUAAUGUGAUCAAGGAUACUAAGGAGCUUAUGAAUUGCUUCCAAGUGUGUGAAGUUAGAUUUGCUAUGAGAACUUAUAAUGAGGUAGAACAUAAGUUUGCAUGGCAUGUUAGUGAUAUUAGCCUAUGGUGGGGUUCUUUCCCUGAUGUAAUUGCUCCAGCCCUAUGGGCAAAGAGACAAUUGUAA